AUGGUAACAAGAGAAUCAGUUAAUGAAAUGCUGGGAAUUCCAAUGAAUGGAAAAAGAAUUGAACAAACUGGUUAUAGAGAUCAUUCAGAUACAUGGUAUAAUAAUUGGGCUAUACAAUUUGAUGAUGUUUCAAAUUUGAGAAUGACACAGUUACGAAAUUCAAUUGUGUCUACAUCAUUAGCUGACAUGAAUUUCAAAAUGAAUUUCAUAGUUCUGUUUGUGAAUACUGUUUGUGAAUCAAGUUCAAGUGGUGCAUGCAACAUUAACAUAUUAAAGCACAUAUCAAGUGGAACUGAUAUCAAAAGUAUUGAUUGGUGCUCAUAUGUUUUGGAUUGCCUCAUCAACACGAGUAGUUCAUUUGAACCUUACAAUGAUAAAAAAUACUUUUUCGGACCUUCUGCAUACCUCGUGUUGUUGUAUCUUGAUAGUAUUGAUUCUGAUGAAUUAAAGGUUGAGCGUACAAGACCAGUCAUUUGUUAUUGGAGCUCAGAAAAGAUAAAAUAUCGUGAAAAUCUGGAAAUGACUAUUGGAAGAUUUGGUUUUGGAGAUAUAAAUCCUCCUUUUGUAAUAGUAGAUUGUAAACAAUCUUUUGUUGAUUUUGGAAGUGAUUUUGAAUAUAAUGAAGAAUCAAUUGAAUGUAAUCUCGAGGAUUAUGAAAUUCAAAUACUGAAGCUUCUAGAUCGUGGAAGUUAUUGCAAGAGAAAGAUGAUUUUAUUAGUUGAUAAAGCAAUAUCAAAGUUUCCUGGCAUACAAAGUUUACAAGAAUUAAAAAUUGUUAAAGAAGAAACAACUCAUGCUGAAAAAAAACAUAAUUUUGAAAAAUCAUUUUCAAUGUUUGAAGAAGGAUCUUCAUCAAAAGUUGAAGAAGGAACAUCAACAAUAAAUGAUAUGGAAAUUAAUUUUGGAGAAGAUGUAUCAGAUUCUCAAUUUUGGGACAAUGAAGAAAUUCAACAAGCUCUUCAAAGAGAUAUUGAAAUUCAAAUAGAGAAUUUUAAAAAAGAUAUGUCCAACACAAAAUGUGAUUAUUUUGAUAAUGAUGAAGACUUUUGGAACAAUCCAGAACUUUACAAAAUGGUUGAUUAUUCAGUUGAAACAUUCAAACCUAAAAAGAAAUUUCAGAAUAGUCCUGUGUUAUACUCUGAUAUUGAGAAUACUGAAAGUUCAAAAGAUAGAUUCAUGGAAGAGAGUUUGAGCAAAAAACAUAUUGUUCAACAAGAAAUUAGCGGAAUGCCAAGUUUUAGCCUAGUUUUGAAACAUCCUGUUGUUGCAAAAUUGAAGAUAGAAGAAAUGGAGAAUCACAUCAACCAUUGUUUAAGAUCACCAUACAGGUUGAUAGAGGUUGAAACACAUAAACGAGUAACAUGUGAUGAAAAUAUUGUGUGUGAUUGGUUGUUUAGCUGCAAAGGAGAACCAAUUGAUGAAGUUAUAAAAACAAAAAGAGGUGAUACUACAAUUAGAGUAGCAAUGGAGAGAUUACUUCCAUCAUUCGAAAUAACUGCAGUUGUUCUUGAUUGUUGGUUUGAUCAUCUUAAUUAUGAUGAAAAUGCUCGUCAUGCUAAUUCACCAUCAAGAGUUUUCUGUAAAGUGGCUACUACUGUUUUCUUCCCUGUUAUACGAAAGGAGAAUACUUUUCUAGUUGUAUUUAAUCUAAAUUCAACUGUUUACGAGAUUAUUGAUAAUGUUUCUGGAACUAUAAAUGAAGUCGUUUAUGAUCAUCUUGCAGAAAAUCUUAAAAAAAUGUUUACAAUGUUUUUGAAGGAUAUUCAACACUCCUCUGCUACAAAAUGUACUUCUGAAUCUAUGAAACUACAUAUAACUGAUUUGCCAUGGAAGACAGUAAAAGAAACCAAUGAUAAAGGAAUUUUUGCAAUGCGUCAUAUGGAAACUUACAAAGGAAAAUUAUUAAGGAAGUGGAACACUGGUUUGUUAGAAGAAGGUCCUAAGCAAAAGACUGUACUUAACAAGCUUAGAUAUAAAUAUGCUGCAAAGAUGCUGUUGUCUGAUUUGAACAUACACCGUGACAAAAUUAUUCAUCUUGCAAAUGAAUACCAAAAAAUACCCGAUAUUGAAAGAAAAGAAGACAUGAGGAAUGCAGUCUCAACUCUUAAUGAAAGAUUGAAAAAUAUUUAUUAA
Molecule: messenger RNA, 2133 nt
Organism: Lactuca virosa
Lineage: Eukaryota; Viridiplantae; Streptophyta; Magnoliopsida; Asterales; Asteraceae
Source: the annotation of a GenBank genome assembly